This is a messenger RNA of Hymenoscyphus albidus, 641 nucleotides long. The record is from the annotation of a GenBank genome assembly. Lineage: Eukaryota; Fungi; Ascomycota; Leotiomycetes; Helotiales; Helotiaceae.
GCCACAUAAGCACCUCCUUUGACAACACCACUAAUCACUUGGCAAAAUCCAACCUUCAAGAUUUAAAAGACCAGACCCUCUUCGCCAUCAUGAAAUUCAAGCACAAGGAAUCCCAAAACCCACUGAUCACGAAAAAAGAGCCAGGAAUCACAAUUUCAAUCUUUCAUUUUCACAUCCACCAAACACAACUCAAGUAUCGAUGGACUCCAAAACAUCACUCUUCAAAAACGAAGGUCAAAUAGACUCCGAGGCUUCAACGCUAGAGAUCAGCAAACGCCAGUCGAUAAAAGCAAAGCUAUUUCGAUCUCGGUCUCCAGCUCUUGCCCCACAACCGAAAAUUUUCACUGCAGAAGAAGAGAGAGCAGAACGUUUCAGAAUCGGGAAGGAAAGGCACUUCGCGGAACAGAAGGCAAAGGAAAAGGGACGGCGCAAGAAGGAAAAGAUAUGGGAUCAUGCAAAGUAAGUUCCGCACAAGGAGAAGCUUUGUAAUUGUUAGGCGCUGAUGAUGUUUCGUAGCUCAAGCGGUGGGGUUUACACGCAGAUGUACAAGCAUGACAACGGAAAGGUAAACAAAUGGACUCUGUUUACUGCCAUGUUUGCCACUUAAAUGGGUAUAUGUCUGGCUCAUGGGAUAUUUGGCG